This is a messenger RNA of Mugil cephalus (flathead mullet), 5013 nucleotides long. RefSeq names its product DENN/MADD domain containing 3a (gene dennd3a). The record is from RefSeq and is a predicted model, not a curated record. Gene Ontology annotation, biological process: regulation of Rab protein signal transduction. Gene Ontology annotation, molecular function: protein binding. The coding region runs from base 277 to 4068 and encodes 1263 amino acids. Lineage: Eukaryota; Metazoa; Chordata; Actinopteri; Mugiliformes; Mugilidae. The transcript is spliced from 30 exons. Gene Ontology annotation, cellular component: cytoplasmic vesicle.
CGGCACGCUGCCCCCGAAGCGCGAAGUUUACUAAAUUAAGGGGUUUCGGGGAAUAAACGAGUUAAGUGUGUGUUUUUUUUCCAUGACACAGCAGGCUCAGUUAGUCAGAGGCCGUGUUGGCCCCAAGGCCGAGAGAGAGAGGAAGCAACCGUGUCGAAGGUGAAGAAAGAAGAGAAAAAAAGGGAAGCGAACAAGUGGACAGAAGGGUAGAACUAACAUAUGCGGCUAUAACGAAGAGAAGAAAGGCGGUGGAGGCAGUGCGCUGGCUUGGAUGUGAUGGCGGAGCUCCCGUCUGGACUGCUGGAGGCGUGUGUCGUGGUAGGAGCCUCAACUGAUAAGCUUCGAGACAUACAGCAGAGCAAGUCAAAUGAUCUCCCCCUGCUGGAAGCUGAGGUACUGCAAGUCCACGCCCCACCAUUUGUUUCCAAGGAGACCAACUCCAGCCAGGUGAUUGGUCCAGCUUUCAGCCGCGUCCAGAGGAGGAAGAGUUUCAUCAAGAAGAAGAAACGAGAUCGUACUGCAGAGGCGCAGUCAAACGGAGAAGCAGCCAGCCGCGCUGAUGCGUCGUCAGUGACGGAGGACAUCAGUGUCCCAAAGGAUCUGGAUCUCAUCGCUUUGCCUCAGCUCUGUUUCCCUGGUGGUCUUCAGGUGACCACCGAGCAGAGAGAAGACAGUUACCACUUCCUGGUUUUUACUGACCUGUUUGGCAACCGAACCCAUGGAGUUGUGGUGCAGUACUACAGACCAGUACAGUUCUGGCAGGAAAGUGUUGUCCAGAACAGCCACCGGUGGAAUUCAGCUAAGGCCCGUCUCUAUGCACCGUUUGCCGUGUGCAUCAUCUCCAAGUUCCCGUACUACAAUGCCCUGAGAGACUGUUUGUCAUGUCUUCUGGUCCAGUUGCGGACUGCAAGACAAAGCGACUUUGAGGAGACAAUCAAGGAGUUUUCUGCCAAGCUGUCCAUGGUGCCCCUACCUCCUCCCGGACAACUGCAUGUGUCCUUCAGUCUCCGUCCUCUCCAAGUAGUUCUUCCAUCCAGGGAGGAUCAGGACAGCCCUGUUAUCGACAUUGACCUGCAUCUACCUUUCCUCUGCUUCACACACACAACGCUACUCCAGGUGCUGUCCUGCCUCCUUCAAGAACAGAGGCUGGUCUUUUUCUCCUCCGACUGGGCCAGACUCACCCUGGUUGCGGAGAGUCUCCUGCUGUACCUGCAGCCUCUGUCCUGGCAGCAGCCUUACGUCCCCAUCUUGGCGAGAGGGAUGUUGGACUUCCUCAUGGCUCCUACCGCCUUUCUCAUGGGCUGUCACAUCAGUCAUUUUGAAGAGGUUGCUGCUGAGACCGAGGACCUAAUCCUCGUGAAUGUUGACGACGGCACCGUUGAAUCGUCGUGGUCUGAAACUAUUGAACUACCGGCCAUCCCUGUGGCUGCAGCUGAGAGCUUCAUGUCCAGGGCAGAGUGUCUCCAGCUACACUAUGACUUGGAGAUGUGUCACCUUGGAGCGAGCACCGAUGCUAAUUCCCUUCGAUCCCAGCGCAGAGACUGGCAGAGGCGGCUCAACUCACAGAUACAAAACAUCACCCUGGAGCUGGUGGUCAACGUUUUCAGAGGAGUCCAGGACUUUUUAAACCACGAGCACAGAGUUUUUAACAGUGAGGAAUUUCUGAGGACAAGGGAGCCAACAGACCAAUUGUUUUACAAGAAGGUUUUAGAAACUCACAUCUUCCACUCGUUCUUGAGAGACAGGCUUAACAGGAAACGAGAUACCUUCAGCCGCAUGGAGCAGAAAAUGCAUAACUAUGCACACAGAAAUCGAGCAUUUACAGAGUCUCCCCGUCGUCCUCCGAUGUCUGAACUGUCCAGGACGGGCUACAGCAGCUACACCAGUCAUGAAAACAGACUGAGCAAGAGGCUGGGAGCCAGUCUGCCUAACUUGGAUCAGCCUGCCAAUGAAACGAUGGCAACAAUCAGCCACAGCAGACCGCAAUCCCUCAGGAAGAUGACUCCUGAUAUCGGGUUGAAGUCUCCUCAGAAAGUCGUGAAGGUUUUCCGUCUCCCAGAGUUCCCCCCUCCGUUAGCCUAUCAUUACGUCCAGAACUAUUAUUCUGACAUGGCAGCUUCGCUGGGGAAGGCUAUUAGCGCGACACCGCCUGAUGAAUCUGCUCUGCUGGCCAGGUACCAUUACCUUCGUGGUUUGGUAAACUUUGUGUCCAACAAACGUUUUGAUGCGUUAGAGGACUUCCAGAGCCUGUACAAGACAGACUCGGAUAUCUUCCCCUCUCAGAUGGUUAAGUCCUUGGUGGACUCCAUGCCAGAGGUUGAACGCUUACAGGCCGACAAAAAACCAGAGCUCAAACGACUCAUCAGCCGCGUCAAGAGGGACCAGGAGCGAGAGCGCGCGAGCCACGACAACGGGAUGGAGGAAGGAGCCGUAAAGCGCUUCCAGCUGCCGAAAAAACACAUGCUACUGGAGGAGUUUGUGAAAUGCGUGCAGGAGUCUGGCAUUGUGAAAGACCAAGGAACCAUUUUUAGACUCUUUGAGGCUCUAUCAGUAGGUCAUCAGAAGCAGGUUGGCCCAGAGUUGUUCAGGGUGUUUUACACCAUCUGGAAGGAAACGGAGGCCGAGGCACAAGAGGUGUGUCUGCCAGCGUCUGUGCUGGAGCACAUUGAGACCAGCGAGUGCGUCUUCAAGCUGUCCUCAUCGGUGAAGACGAGCCGCGGCGUGGGGAAGAUUGCCAUGACUCAACGCCGGCUCUUCCUGCUCACAGAUGGGCGACCGGGAUACUUGGAGGUGGCGCAGUACAGAGAUUUAGAGGAGGUGAAAGUGACGUCGGCUCCCUUCCUGCUCCUGCGAAUCCCCAGCCUGAAGAUACGUGUCCGGGGAAGGAAGGAGUCAUUUGAGGCUAAUCUGAAAACGGAGACUGAGCUGUGGAACCUGAUGAUCAAAGAGAUGUGGGCCGGACGCCUCAUCGCUGACCAACACAAGGACCCCCAGUACAUGCAGCAGGCUCUCACCAACGCCCUGUUAAUGGACGCUGUGGUUGGCAGCCUACAGAGCAGUAAGGCCAUCUCCGCUGCCUCCAAGCUGGCUCACUUUGACCGCAUCAAGAUGGAAGUCCCCAUGAUGGUACCCAAGACAACAGCGGAGACGCUCAAGCACAAAAUUAACCCUUCGCUGGAACUGACUGCACCUCAGGCUGUGGAUGUACUUCUGUAUACACCAGGUCAGCUGUGGGUGUCUGUGGGCGGAGGGAAGGUGAUGGUGUUUGAUGCCUCCAGCUGGUCCCUCACACACACCUGCCACGUCGGGAAUGCGAAGCUGAACUGCAUGCUGGGAGUGGACAAGGAUCAGGUCUGGAUGGGCUCUGACGACUCGGUCAUCUACAUCAUCAGCAUGGUGUCCAUGGUCUGUAACAGGCAGCUGACCGAACACAGGGCGGAGGUCACGGGACUGGCCCUGGACACAGACAAGUACAACCAAAAGGUGGCGUACUCCUGCAGCGCAGAGGGAACUGUUAUGGUGUGGGACGUCUCAACGCUGCAGGUGAAGAGGCAGUUUCGUCUCUCCUGCGAUCGCCUGCUGUCCGUCCUCUGCUCUAACGGCGUGCUCUGGUGCUGCUCCAGGGACGCUAUCAUGGAGGUGUGGAGGAAUGGUUCGUUGAAGCAUCGCAUGACUUUGCCAGAACAACACAAAGGGGCGACAGCUACAUUCAGCUCUGCGCUGCUCUUACCUGAGAGGGAGGAGCUGUGGAGUGUUUGUGCUAACUCCGGAGAAGUGUGUGUUUGGCAUAUUAAAGACACUAGCAAACCGUUCCAACGCGUGGCUCUACAGGACUGCACCGGAUGUUUCUGCAUGAUUAAAGUUAAAAACCAGGUGUGGGUCGGUGGCGUGGGCCGCAUCACAUCCAAAGGGAAGGUUUACAUCCUGGACGCGGAGCGCUACCAGGUCCUGAAGGAGCUGCACGGCCACACCGACAAGGUGAUGGCUCUCUGCUCAGCGGAGGACCGCUACGUCCUCAGCGGAGCCGAGAAGCACGACGGAAAGAUCGCCAUCUGGAAGGUGGAGUAGAGACAAGUGGAGACUUAUCAGGAAGGAUGUUGUCAAAGAAACUCGGAAAAUGAAGGGAAGAGCUGUGUUUGGAAAGCGCAGCCAAGACGGAGGAUCACACACCGAAACAUGUUUACACAAAAUAUCACCAGCUUUUGAAAGACUGAAAAAGUGAGCUGAAAGUUCUGCUGGAUCUUUUUUUUUUUUUUUAAAUCCAAAGUGCUUUAACUUUAGUGAAGGUUUUUCUAAUUUUUCAGUAUUGAUACGCCAAGUUUAACCGCACUAGUGUAACGUGUGACUGUUGUGUGACUGAGCCUCACCUCCAGUUGUGAUUCUGAGCUGAAUUCCCGCAGCUCGGAGGAGUCAAACUACCCCCAAAACAAAAGGAGGUUUCACCCUCACUGCGGGAAAGUCCCCCCUCCCCUCCCCUCCCCCGAUUAGAAGUUUAUUUAGAUGGAAGUUGCGCUUUUAACGGACAGGAAAUAUUAUGACUCACGAUGAUGGGAACUGGACUCGUGUUUAAUCCUGCAACAACUGGAAUGUGUUGAAAUAUGCAAAACGAGACUCUACAAUACCUUUGUCAUUAUUAGUUUACUUUAUUUAUUUUUCUACUAGAACAAUUUUACCUGUGGGAAAAUUAACCUCACAAAAAGGUCAGAAUUCUUCUCUACAACCUGCCUCAGAUAUUAGACAUUCAAAUACGUUUGUUAUUAUAUGUACAACAUUCAAGUUUUAUUACUUUGUUUAAUUUACAUUAAGAGACGAUGUCUUUUCAAUCAAAGGUUCAACUUUUACUAGUGUAUUUAUGUACAUAACUGGGAAACAUCAACAUUUCUUUUAUAAACUAAACUUAAGACAAUGCAACAACUCAACAUAUUUAUAUGUGUUUUACUUCCUCUGACUUUUGUUUUCAUGUGUAACUGCAUAUUAUUAAUAGUCUAUAAUACACUUUUUUUUUAAAAGGAA